Rhea pennata is the source of this 1729-nucleotide messenger RNA. It is a transcript of the gene ARRDC2, whose product is annotated as arrestin domain containing 2. Lineage: Eukaryota; Metazoa; Chordata; Aves; Rheiformes; Rheidae. Gene Ontology annotation, cellular component: plasma membrane; cytoplasm. Gene Ontology annotation, biological process: protein transport. Bases 206 to 1405 code for a protein of 399 amino acids. The transcript is spliced from 8 exons. The record is from RefSeq and is a predicted model, not a curated record.
AGCCCCCUUCUCGGCGCGGCGUCAGCCUCGCGCACACGAGGUCAGCGCCAGAGCGUCGCUGCAGAGCGGGGCCUCGCUCCACCCCGGGAGGGUCAGGCCUGCAGGGCUCGGCCAGUUUACCCCAGCAAGGAUAAAUCAGGGGAUCUGCCCCUCUCCAGCCCGGGAGCAGCCUCCAGCGGUGCCGAGGAGCAGGCGGGCGGCGGAGAUGCCGCCCCUGGGGCCGGUGCGGAGCUUGGCAGUGGAGCUGGAGAGCGGGCGAGCGUGGGACGCCUACAGCAGCGGGGAGCUGCUGCGGGGCCGGGUGCAGCUGGAGCUGCGCGGCGCCCUGCGGCUGCAGGCGCUGAAGGUGUGCGCUCGCGGGCGAGCCACCGUGCACUGGCUGGAGAGCCACAGCGUGGGGCUCAACAUCGUCUACUGCAACUACACCGCCUGCCAGACCCUCCUGCACCGCUGCUGCCAGCUCGUCCCCGACAACGGCGAAGUCACCGUCCUGCCGGCAGGAAGACACGAGUUCCCCUUCACUUUCCAGCUCCCCCAGACCCUGGCGACCUCCUUCGAAGGGAAGCACGGCCACGUGCGCUACUGGGUGAAAGCCAAGCUGCACCGACCCUGGUCCAUGGCGAAGAAGGCGAAGAAGGAAUUCACCGUCAUCGAGCCCAUCGACAUCAACACGCCGGCGCUGCUGGCCCCGCAGGCGGGCGCGAAGGAGAAACCCGCCCGAGGCUGGUAUUGCAACCGGGGGCACGUCUCCGUGACUGCCAAGAUCGACCGAAAAGGCUACACGCCAGGCGAGGUCGUCCCUAUCUUCGCCGAGAUCGACAACUGCACGAACCGAGCCGUGGUGCCCAAGGCGGCCGUCAUCCAGACGCAGACCUUCGUCGCCCGCGGCGCCAAGAAGCAGAAGAAGUCGGUGGUGAGCAGCAUCGUGGGCGACUCCGUGGCGGCCGGGAGGAGGGAAGUGUGGCACGGGCGGGCGCUGAAGAUCCCCCCCGUGGGCCCGUCCAUCCUGCGCUGCCGCGUCAUCCAGGUGGAAUAUUCCCUGAAGGUCUGCGUCGAUAUCCCCGGCACGUCCAAGCUGCUCCUGGAGCUGCCGCUCGUCAUCGGCACCAUCCCGCUGCAUCCCUUCGGGAGCCGCACGUCCAGCGUCAGCAGCCAGGGCAGCGUCCGGCUGGACUGGCUGAGCAGCAUCCCGGAGCGGCCGGAGGCUCCCCCCGAGUACUCGGCGGUCGUGUCCAGCCCGGAGCGGAGCCUGGAGCCGCCGUGCCCCGCCGAGCUCGGCGGCGCCCCGGAGGGACCCUUCUUCGCCUACAUCCAGGAAUUUCGCUUCCGGCCGCCUCCGCUCUACUCGGAGGUCGACCCGAACGCGCCGUCGGAGCCCGCGCGGCCGCGCUGCAUGACCUGCUGAGAGCCGGGCGGGCGCCGAGCCCCCCCCCCACGCCGGGAUGCCGCCUGCGGAGCGGAGCGGAGCGCGGAGCCGCCCCGGCUCGGGGACCAGGACGCGGAGGUAUUUCUCAGGAUCGCUGGAGACUGUGUCCAAACCGGGCGCUGGGUUCAAGCUCCGCGCGGCGGGAACGCUCGGAGCCGGCCGCGCCGGCGGCGGGGCGCGGGACAGCGCCGCGGGCCGCCCGCACCCGCGAACGCUUUUUAUACGGACGACUCUUUUCUCUGAUUUAUUCUUUUUGUACGAUGACUUUGGGGAAUUUUUGUUUGGAAUAAACCCUUAAAUGCA